GCGCUCGCGCUGUCGUUGCUAGGGUGACGUCAGUGCUCGCGGCGACGCCUGAACGCCAGGCCGGCGGAGGGGGGUCCUGCUCCAGUGCUCCAGCCGGUGUAGCACAAACAUUUCUUGUACAAGAUGAGCAACAGUCAUCCACUCCGUCCUUACACAGCAGUAGGUGAAAUUGACCACGUUCACAUUCUGUCCGAUCAUGUUGGUGUUCUCAUGAAUGGGGAGGAAUACAGCGAUGUUACCUUUAUAGUGGAAAAGAAACGUUUUCCUGCACACAGAGUGAUUCUGGCUGCCAGGUGCCAGUAUUUCAGAGCAUUAUUAUAUGGUGGAAUGCGUGAAUCUCAGCCUGAAGCAGAAAUCCCUCUCCAUGAUACCACCGCAGAGGCCUUUACAAUGUUAUUGAAAUAUAUUUAUACAGGUCGUGCCAUAUUAAGAGACGAGAAAGAAGAAGUUCUCUUAGAUUUCUUCAGUUUAGCACAUAAAUAUGGGUUUCCAGAACUGGAGGAUUCCACCUCUGAAUAUCUUUGUACCAUUCUUAACAUUCAGAAUGUUUGCAUGACCUAUGACGUUGCUAAUCUCUACUCACUACCUAAACUGACAUGUAUGUGCUUCAUAUUUAUGGAUAGACAUGCUCAAGAGGUACUCUUCAGUGAAGGCUUUCUGUCUCUUUCUAAGCCAGCACUUCUCAGUAUUGUACUGAGGGAUUCAUUUGCAGCUCCUGAGAAAGACAUUUUUCAAGCAUUGAUGAAUUGGUGUAAACACAAUCCUAAGGAAAAUCAUGCUGAAAUUAUGAAGGCAGUGCGCUUGCCGUUGAUGAGCUUGACGGAGCUUUUAAAUGUCGUAAGACCUUCAGGAUUGCUAUCUCCUGAUGCUAUUUUGGAUGCCAUUAAAGUUCGAUCUGAAAGUCGGGACAUGGACCUCAACUAUAGGGGCAUGUUAAUACCAGGUGAAAACAUUGCCACUAUGAAAUAUGGAGCCCAAGUGGUUAAAGGGGAAUUGAAAUCUGCUUUAUUAGAUGGGGACACACAGAACUAUGAUCUAGACCAUGGAUUUUCCCGGCAUCCUAUUGAUGAUGACUGCCGUUCUGGUAUUGAAAUUAAACUGGGUCAGCCAUCAAUAAUCAAUCACAUACGAAUACUAUUAUGGGAUCGAGAUAGCAGGUCUUACUCCUAUUAUAUUGAGGUAUCCAUGGAUGAACUAGACUGGAUUCGUGUAAUUGAUCACUCCAAAUAUCUAUGUCGAUCUUGGCAGAAACUGUAUUUUCCUGCCCGUGUCUGCAG
Python bivittatus (Burmese python) is the source of this 1277-nucleotide messenger RNA. The record is from RefSeq and is a predicted model, not a curated record. NCBI's taxonomy places the organism in Eukaryota, Metazoa, Chordata, Lepidosauria, Squamata, Pythonidae.